UACGGUCCUGUAGCUUAUUAUCCGUGGUGGGAGAGGUAGUCCACACGUGGCGCAGACCAAUGGAGGUGGAGGGGGCGUUGCUGCUGCCCCUACUACAGCGCUAGUGCGGAAGGGGGUGCCACAACAACAAACAUGCCAGGCGCAUCAUCAGCCCUCUUCAGAUGUCACAGCCCUACCGUACUUAACAUAUAGUAUUACUACACGCACCCCUUAACAAAGCAACUCUACGCGUGGAACAGUACUGGAACAACAACACAUGCAACUAUGGCCCAAGAAUCGGGCAUGUUCUCGGUCCGCCGGCCGCGCGAGACCCUCGGCCCUGUAAACAACAACAGCUCGGCGAUUCCCAUGCCGGCGUCAGCCAUGAAGCGCUCCAGCUCGAUAUCAAAUCUACAGCAACCCCAGUUUCCACCGAAUCUGGCACGUUCGCAGAGCGGAUCUAGAAUGUCCCUCGCGCCCAGUCGCCCCAGCCAGCCGCUCUUCCAGCGCUCUUCGUCUGGCACAAACCUCGCCGAGGGCUUUCCAUCGGCCCAUCGCAAUUCCAUGAGCAAUGUCUUCGGCACAGCAAGCAGCGGGAGGAAGAGCUUCGCACCGGGCGCGUCAGUCUUCCAGACACCAGCGCCGCCCACAUCAGGGCUGAACUUCGAACAGAGCGCACAGCGGCGGAGUAGUGUAUUCAAGUCGCGCACAUCGCACGUAUCCGGUCAGUCGGGCGUGAAGCAGUCUUUCUUCCAGACUGCACCCAUGCCCGCAGCUCCACCUGCCGAUCCACGACGGCUAAAAGAUGCAAGCACGCGCGCCCACAUGGCCCAAGAACUACUCGAGUUCUUGACACACAAUAACUUUGAGAUGGAGUCUAAACAUGUCCUCUCUAACAAGGCCAUGACGUCGCCGACACAAAAGGACUUCAACUGCAUGUUUCAGUGGCUCUAUAAUCGAAUUGAUCCCAGCUACCGCUUCCUAAAAUCAAUCGACCAGGAAGUGCCUGUGCUACUCAAGCAAAUGCGCUACCCGUUCGAAAAGUCCAUUAUGAAGUCGCAGAUCGCGGCUGUUGGUGGAAACAACUGGUCGACCUUCCUCGGACUGCUACAUUGGAUGAUGCAGCUUGCGCGCCUUAUGCAAGCGUACGAGUCUGGCACAUACGAUGAAGCUUGCUUCGAGGCUGGUUAUGACGUCUCCGGAGACCGCAUCAUUUUCGACUUCUUGUCAGACGCAUAUAGCACAUGGCUGUCGGCAGAAGAUGAUGACGAUGACGAAGAGGCGCAAGAACGGCAUAUGAAGCCACACAUCGAUGCCAUGGCUGCAAAGUUUGACAUGGCAAACGCACAACAUCACGAGCAGGUGAAGCUAUUGGAGGCUGAGCACAAGUACCUCCAGGAUCAAAUCGAAGAGCUGGGCAAGUCUGGUCCGAGGAUCCAGAAGCUGGAGGAGCAGAUCCGAAUCCUUGAGGAAGAUCGUGUCAAAUUCGAAAACUACAACAACUCGAUGGAUGCGAAGGUCAAGAAGUAUUCCGAUCGAUGCUCAUUCCUUAACAAGUCAAUUGAGGAAAUCGAAGCCGAGCUGGAAGCAUCUGAGAAAGAGCAACAAGAGCUCCAAGCCAUCAUCGAUGGCCGGGGGAUGACGGUUGCGGAUAUCGACCGCAUGGCUAACGAGAAGGAUCGCCUAGACACCGCUCUUCAAGCCACGUCCACCCGCCUCGAGGAGUCGAAGAAGCGUGUCGCAGAGAAGGAACUCGCCGCAUCCCGCAAACUAGACGAGCUUGAGCAAACCAUUGAACGUUACAACAAUCUUGGCUAUCAAAUCGGCGUCAUCCCCUCCACAGCCGCCAACGCAAAGGGACAAGAUUACGAACUGAUCCUUACUGUCACCGAUGGUCCCAACUUUUCAGGUUCGCAAAUGGGCGGCUCAACACAGGACGCUUCAGACCGAUUGCUCCACGACUCCGGCACAGGGUAUUCCCCUGCUCAUCUCCUCAACCUUGAUUUACGGGGCAAUGUCAAGGCGAAUAUACUUGCCCUGCGUAAAGAGAUUGCCGAGCGCAGGAAUGUUGCCAUGGAGGCGGAUAUGAACAACCAUGACCUGCUCGACAAGAUCAAGGAGGCUAUGGACGACAAGCAAGCCGAAGUCGAAGCACUAGGCCACCGCGUUGCGCAGGCGGAAGAAGAGUUGGAAAAGCUACGCGAGAUCACAAACACUCAGAAGUCGCAGUCUGAUGCGCAGAUUGAGCGGAUGGAGAAGGAGCUGGGCAGAAUGCGCAGCGGUCUUGGAGAGUCUGUGCAACUAAUGGUGCAACGAGAAAUGGCUGUUAACAUUGAGCACGAACAACUACAACUACGCGCCAACUCCCUGCGCGAGGAGCUACACACAGAGAUUGAGCGAAUGCUCGAUGAUAUUGUGCGCUUCAAGCUGCAUGUUCAGCGUAGCUUGGAGGAGUAUGAGCAGUUCAUUGCCGAUGAGGUCGAGCGAAGUUGUGAGGAGCAGGAUCAACUUGCUGAGAGCGGGGAGGAAGAGGUUGAUGAGUAGAAAUGAAGGCGCCCUUUUGAAACGUGAGGUUUAUGAGUGUAUGAUGGAGUUUGGUGGGGUUUUGUCAUUGAAUUUGGCUUGUGCUUGUUGGCUCCUCUUCUUCUAACGCCGCUGGAUAUCUUGGCAGUUAGGG
This is a messenger RNA of Cucurbitaria berberidis CBS 394.84, 2656 nucleotides long. RefSeq lists its product as uncharacterized. The record is from RefSeq and is a predicted model, not a curated record. The transcript has 3 exons. Gene Ontology annotation, cellular component: Ndc80 complex. Lineage: Eukaryota; Fungi; Ascomycota; Dothideomycetes; Pleosporales; Cucurbitariaceae. The coding region runs from base 265 to 2523 and encodes 752 amino acids. Gene Ontology annotation, biological process: attachment of mitotic spindle microtubules to kinetochore.